Molecule: messenger RNA, 1563 nt
Organism: Capronia coronata CBS 617.96
Lineage: Eukaryota; Fungi; Ascomycota; Eurotiomycetes; Chaetothyriales; Herpotrichiellaceae
Exons: 2
Coding region: 1-1563 (520 amino acids)
Biological process (GO): transmembrane transport; carbohydrate transport
Cellular component (GO): membrane
Molecular function (GO): carbohydrate:proton symporter activity
Source: RefSeq, a predicted model, not a curated record
AUGACUUCUGCAAUCCUGGUCCUAUUAUCGAAAUUCCCGUCAUGGGUACCCAGGCGGUCGGCUCUGGUCAAUAUUUUGGUCUUGACGACCUCGUUCAGUACUGCUUCGGUGCUUGGCUAUGAUGCCUCAAUGAUGAACGCAUUAAACAUUCUGCCCUCCUACACGGACUACUUCUCCUUGAGCGCCGCCACCAUCGGCUUGAACUCUGGCAUCGUCUGGAUCGGUGCCUGCGUGGGGAGUGUUGGGCUGAUGAAAUUGCCCGACUACAUCGGACGCAAACCGGCCAUGUUUUACUCGGCCAUUGUGGCCGUCAUUGGCUCCGCCCUGCAGGCAGCCUCUCAAGACAUCGCCAUGUUCCUAGUGGCCAGAUUCAUCCUUGGUAUUGGACUGGGUGGCACGUACGUUUCCGUGCCGCUGCUGAUCGCCGAGACCCUCCCUCUCAAGUACCGAGCCCUUGGCCUAGGCGCCUUUACCGAUCUCUACUACGUGGGCGGACUCCUCUCGUCGGGCAUCACAUACGGCACGGCCAAGAUGAAUUCCACCUGGGCCUGGCGUCUGCCCUCAUUGCUACAGAUCAUCUUCACCUUCGUCUCCAUAGCCGUACUGCCCUGGGUCCCCGAAUCUCCGCGAUACCUCGCCGACCAUGGCCGACAUGACGAAGCACUCCUCUCUCUGGCCCAGUGCUGUUCCGACGGCGACAUCACCGCGCCCGAGGCUCAAGCACAGCUGCUGCAAAUCCAACAGGCUCUGGAACUGGAGAGACAUGUCGAGGCGCCGUCCAUCAAGCAGAUCUGUCUUCACCCCGGGCUGCGGAAGCGGAUGAUCAUCGUCUUCACUGUGGCCGCAUUCUCCAUGCUGGUGGGGUCCAAUCUGUUUUCCUACUAUCUCGGAACGGCCCUUUCCAACGCCGGGGUCACCGACUCGACGACGCAGUUAGAGAUUAAUAUCAUCCUCAACGCCUUCGCCCUUGUCGUCUCCAUCGCAGGUACCUUCCUUGCUGACCGACUGGGCCGUAUAAACCUCAUCCAAAUCUCGACCUUCUUCUGUGCAAUAUUCCUCUUCAUCAUCGGCGCUUUAACCAAGUAUUACGGAAACUCGACCAACAAAUCGGCCAUCUAUGCUAAUGUCGGUAUGAUCUUCCUCGCUCAAGGUUCCUACAGUUUCGGCUGGACCCCUGUGUCCGUCAUGUACCCGCCGGAAGUGCUCAACUACCAGAUCCGAAGUAUCGGAAUGAGUUGGUUCACCACCUGGCAGAAUAUGAUCCUACUCGUGCCUAUCUUCGCCUUCCCCGUCGCUAUAGAGAAGAUCGGCUGGAUCAUUUACAUGCUGAACGGCGGCUUUGAUAUCUUGAUUAUGUUUGUCAUCGGCUUCUACUGGGUGGAAACAAAGAACCUUUCGCUUGAAGAGGUCUCGGGUCUGUUCGAGCCCCAGGUUCGCGAGCACAUGAUAGGCAUCGAGGACGCGAUCCGUGAAGCUGAUGCCGAAGGUGUGCAGGUUCUGGAGAUCAAGGGGUCAAAAGCGACCGUAGCACAGGCGCAGACUACUUCGAUAGACCCGAAGUAG